Messenger RNA from Electrophorus electricus (electric eel), 4175 nucleotides. It is a transcript of the gene ptdss1b, whose product is annotated as phosphatidylserine synthase 1b. Gene Ontology annotation, biological process: phosphatidylserine biosynthetic process. Lineage: Eukaryota; Metazoa; Chordata; Actinopteri; Gymnotiformes; Gymnotidae. Gene Ontology annotation, molecular function: L-serine-phosphatidylethanolamine phosphatidyltransferase activity. The record is from RefSeq and is a predicted model, not a curated record.
UACGGGAAGGUGGAAUUGUCACCGCUGCUCACAUUACGUCAGAACAGAACGGUUUGAUCGGGCAGCUUUUGUAGUGAACUAUGGCAUCCACGCAGGGUUAUCGGACGCUUAGUAAAGAUGAUGUUAAUUAUAAAAUUCAUUUUCGGAUGAUAAACGAGCAACAAGUGGAGGAUAUUGUUAUAGAAUUCUUUUACAAACCCCAUACCAUCACUUUACUGACGUUCACCGUGAUCAGUUUAAUGUACUUUGCAUUCACCAGAAAUGAUACUGACUGUGACAGUAAUCUGCGUGUGGGCUUUGUUCUAGUCGUCUCCUUCUUCCUCGUUAUCAGUGUCCUGGCUUUCCCAAAUGGUCCAUUUACGCGGCCGCACCCAGCUGUUUGGCGCAUGGUGUUCGGUGUCAGUGUCCUGUACUUCCUGUUUUUGGUGUUCCUCAUCUUCCUGAGUUGGGACCAGGUGAAGGUUCUGCUAUACUGGCUGGACCCCAACCUGCGGUAUACUACCCGUGAGGCUGAGGUUAUGGAGUAUGCGGUGAACUGUCAUGUGAUCACGUGGGAGCGCAUCCUCAGCCACUUUGACAUCUUCGCCUUCGGCCACUUCUUUGGCUGGGUCAUGAAAGCACUGCUUAUCCGCAGCUAUGGACUCUGCUGGACAAUCAGCAUCACGUGGGAGCUAACGGAGUUGUUCUUCAUGCACUUACUGCCCAACUUUGCCGAGUGCUGGUGGGACCAGGUCAUUCUGGAUAUUCUGCUGUGUAACGGAGGUGGCAUCUGGCUCGGGAUGAUGGUGUGUCACUUCCUGGAGAUGCGAAGAUACCACUGGGCCAGCAUCAAGGAUAUCCACAGCACCUCAGGGAAGCUAAAGCGUGCUGCGCUGCAGUUUACUCCAGCCAGCUGGACCUACAUGCACUGGUUUGACCCCAAGUCAUCCUUCCAGAAGGUGGCAGGCAUAUACCUCUUCAUGAUCAUCUGGCAGCUUACGGAGCUAAACACAUUCUUCCUGAAGCACAUCUUCGUGUUCCAGGCCUCUCAUCCUCUCAGCUGGCUCCGAAUCCUGUUCAUCGGGGUUAUUACUGUGCCUACUGUUCGGCAGUACUAUGCAUACCUUACAGACACCCAGUGUAAAAGAGUGGGAACCCAGUGUUGGGUGUUUGGAGCCAUUGCCUUCCUGGAAGCUCUGGCAUGUAUUAAGUUUGGACAAGACCUUUUCUCCAAAACACAGGUCAUGUAUGUGGUGUUCUGGCUUUUGUGUGUGGCCUUCAUUACUUCUCUCUGCCUGUAUGGGAUGGUAUGGUAUGAGCAGAUCUACAGCGUGAGGCUGAAGAGCUGUGAUGAUGACAAUUUCAUUGACUCAUGCGGUUAUACACCUAAAAUCAUUAAAGCUGAAAGGAGCCCCAGCAGUUACUCCCAGGUGUCCCGCCAGAGGAGAUGCUUGGGCAGAAACAGAGCCAACGGUGCAAGCAGCCAGCAGUAGCUGCAGCGGGAAGUGAAGCUUCCUCUCUUUGCGCCCAGCCCACAAACUGUACUAUAACUUUAAAGUGAGGUAAACAGUUCACAAGGACAGUGCAGAGUGGGGGAGGGGCAGGAGCAGUUCUGUGAACAGCCACUACCAGGAGACACUAGGCACACACAGCACUAGGUUUGUUACUUAAGCACUAGUAAAGAAAUAUGCCUAAAAGAAUAAUUUAAUGGUUGCUGCUACAUGAAGUAAGUUGAAAGUGAUGUUCAAUGGACAAUGUAGUGGUAGUGUUUUUCAAGUCAGAAUAGAUAUCAUGCCUCCAAAAAAAUCCUAGGGUUUUCCAUAACUAAAUCAGCCAGUGUGCAGUUUUGUCCAUUUCUUUCCACCACGGACAGUUCUAUAGUUAUGAAUUGACUCCAAUGGUACACUUCUACAACCAAAUGAGACUGAAAGAAUAAAAUGAUAAAAUACAAAUUAAUAUGUGUAGGCACACCUGUGUAGUCCUUGCUGGAGCAUUUCUCCAAGCAAAGCUUUGUUCAUUUUGAAAUAUAAUGUAUAAAAGAUGUAUAUGUAUAUGUAUACCAUAUAUGGGACAUUCCAGAUUCCUGGCUACAUUCCUGUAAAGAUGUUGGAACUUGUUCCUUUUUUUUAGGAACUUCACUAUGCUUACCAUUCCUUCGGGGAAUGUCUGUUGUUUUGUUUUUUUUACAUCUGCAUGUGCUCGGAUGUAGGCUAUAAAAUAUCCUUAAUAUGGCAUAUGCGAUUUCAAGACCUAUUAGUAAUGCAGUAUAUUAAAGUUUCACACCAAAUAAUCACCGCUCAAGGAGGAGGAGUUUUAUUGGUCCAGUUUGUUUUUGUUUUUUUUGUUGGUUUUUUUUUGUUUUUGUUUGUUUUUUGUUUGUUUGUUUUUAAUACUCUUUUUCUUGUUCUUAGCAACCACUUGCAGAGCCAUGGUUUUUAGGUAUAUAUUAAGGGCUGUUACUUAAUCUUUGCUGAAAUUACCUGUACUUUAUUUAAGAAAAAUGUAUUUUAUUUACUUUUCAAGUGGGGUUGGGUGAUGUGGCAAACAUGGAUCAUAAUACCUUACAUUAUUUUCACAAUGCCAAUUGUUACCAAUGUUAAACUUUCUAAGGCCUGCUAACAACUUUGAAAAGACAACGCACCUGCAAAUCAGUGUCAAAUUCAAGAAGGUGUCCAAAGAUUUUUUUACAUUUACAAAAAUUAACAAUUUAAGAGGAAAAAUGAAACAAAUGCUAAAUAAAUAACUAAACUAAUGACUGUUUUAAAGACAUUCAUAAAAUGUGUAGAUUUAGAAUUAUGUGGUGGGUUAGUGUUAUAGAAAUUCUUAUAUCCACAAUAUGCUAAUAAAGGGUUAUCAUGACAAUUUAUCAUCAUGAUGACAGCAGUUGUCACAUUGCUUACCUUUUUUCAAGUUCUUGUAAAAAUUAUGUCUGACACUAUUUUUAUGUUUUGCCUUUUUUUUACUUAACUCUAAUAUUUAAGUCCCUGGUAUUACAACAAGAGACUAAAUUAAGGUACUGUAUUUUUUAUUGAUUUCAUAACAAUAAAAUUGUAAUUCAGGGUUAAUGUCUCAAAAUAAGGCACUAUGUAAAUUCAGUUUCGGAUUCAGAUGGGGACCGCAACAUUAGGAAGGAUAAUUGUUCCUCCAGUUGCGUGUCCUUGGGAUUGGCAGAGUGCCGCUAUCCGGUAGCUAGGAACCAAGGUAGUAUGCACAAGUCAUCUAUAUGCCAACCAGUAAGGCCCAUGCAACCAGUGACAGCUGUCCUCACUGGCACCCAUCACGUGACAUAAAGAAAAAUAGUUAAGUGGGCAAGGGAAAGGCAGGUCAUUAGUGAAAUGAAGGCAAGGCAUGAAGAAAAAUUAAAUAAGAAAAAAGCAUUAAAAAAAUAAAAAUUAAAAUUAAUUGUGCUCAAGAAGUAAAGGGGGAAGGGGGGGCCUACGCAUGCGGGAACAUGUGUAGAUGCUGGGAAAGGGCAUCCAAUCAUCGCCUGAAAGCUGCAGUUGUGGGUGCCAUGAUGACGUCCUCGGGGAGGGAGUUCCACGAGUCUAUAACCCGCCUAGAGAGCCGAGCCUCGGGUCUGAUGCAAUCAGGCCUAGGCUUAGUCAGUUUCAUAGAAUGUCCCCGAAAGGUUGGUAGGGGAGCUGGUGUAAAUAGCCAAGUUAGGUCAGGUCCAAUCUUAUGCGUGAGUAUAUGAUAGUUGAGCAUGAGGUCACCUCAAAGUCGCCUAUAGUGCAAGGAGAACAUCCCUAUGGCUUCAAGCCUAGUGCUGUAGUCCUUGCCUUGCAUGUCACAUACCAUCUUGGUGCCAACCCCUAAAAUGCGCUUCAAGGCCAUUUUCUCCCUCACGAGACAAGAUGGGUUCACCUGAAUGCAAUAUUCCAUGUGUGGCCUGACAAACACAGAAUAUCCUAACAAAUAUGUCACCGGUGAUUUUACCGAAGGCCCUACGAACCAUCCACAGAACACAGUGGCUGAAUCCUGCCAUUGAUCACUAGACUUGAAAUCAGCAGAAAAGGGUGAAGCCUAGUUCUUUGAUCUGGCUGAUGGAGAGGACAUUAACUGUUCCAAGCUGAUAGCUUGUUACAGGCAAUUUGGGAGUGAUGCGCAGUACCGACCACUUUUCCCAGUUGAUUGGUAGCUACCAUAUCUCCAACCAACCCCAGAGCUGAUCUAGGGCACUUUGUAAGUUGUCUGAC